Messenger RNA from Alosa sapidissima (American shad), 1340 nucleotides. RefSeq names its product adrenomedullin 2b (gene adm2b). The record is from RefSeq and is a predicted model, not a curated record. Lineage: Eukaryota; Metazoa; Chordata; Actinopteri; Clupeiformes; Clupeidae. Gene Ontology annotation, molecular function: hormone activity. Gene Ontology annotation, cellular component: extracellular region. The transcript is spliced from 3 exons. Gene Ontology annotation, biological process: regulation of systemic arterial blood pressure; positive regulation of heart rate; adenylate cyclase-activating G protein-coupled receptor signaling pathway. Bases 143 to 646 code for a protein of 167 amino acids.
GGCGCACGAGAGGGUUUCUGAGACUCAAGAGAAUCUAAUCACCAGGAGUUAAGGCUUGUGUUCACUUAACAACUCCCCUGACGACUAACGCGAGUGAAGCAGAGUGUAUCUUUACCGGGAAUUUUGCGUGCUGUGCCCCGUGAUGCUUGCGAUUUUACCAGUGUGUUUAUGCUGUUGCCUCUUUCUUCAUGCCGUCACCCCGCCGGUCACCGCAGCGGUACGCAACAGGUUGAAUUUUCCCACAAAGUUAAGGAAGUCAGAUGAGAAGGGGGGCGCCAUCGCCUUGGAAACAGUGGUCAGGCCUCCUGUUGCCCUCGGUAACGGCUUAAGAGAGCGACACAGCGUCUGGAGGGUCCUCCUGAAGAAAGGACCCCCACUGAGAGGGCCCAGAGAAGUGCCUGUCCAAAAUAGUGUACCCACAGAUGGAGAGGACCUGAUGGAAACCAGGCACAGAGGGUCACGGGUGCGGCGCCACGUCAUUGUGAGGUCGCGGAGUCAUCGGCAUGGCAACCUGAUGCGUGUGGGGUGUGUUCUGGGCACGUGUCAGGUGCAGAACCUCAGCCACCGUCUGUACCAGCUGAUUGGCCAGACAGGGAGGGAAGAGACCUCCCCCAUCAACCCGCGGAGUCCCCAUAGUUACGGAUGAGGCGCCACGGCAACUAAUCCACAAACCAUAAACUGUUAGCGCAUCUGUCUGUAGUAGGGGAAGAUCAUAUUAUAUUUGUAUAUACAUACUGUAUGUCUACUGUGUGUGAGUAUAUAUGUCUACUGUGUGUGUGUGUGUGUGUGUGUGUGUGUGUGUGUGUGUGUGUGUGUGUGUGUGUGUGUGUGUGCGUGCGCGCGUGUGUAUGUAUGUGGGCGUGUUUUCACAUGUAUGCAUGUGACUGCACAUAAAUGGCCACUAAUGCCUAAUUCCUGUUGCCACUUUCUGCUUAUCUCUCUCAGGCUUCACCUUUCUGUAACAGACAAACACCACAACAGACACAAGUUACUUAAACUCACUCCUAGAGAAGCACACAACCACUGUUCACAGAUCAGUAAGGUCUUACACGUCUCUCUCUUUCUCUUUCUCUUGCUGUAGCUCUCUCUCUCUCUCUCUCUCUCUCUCUCACACACACACACACACACACACACACACACACAUAUCUUCACACAUGCUACUUGUACACAAAGAGGUCAGAUCAUUCAUAAAACAUGUCAAAGCACUUUAAGCAAAUGUACUUGUUUAAUCUAAAACCUGAGGCAAUGUCAUGUUAUUUAAAUGUAAAUUAAAUAUACUGUAUGUACAUACUCCAGACCUGUAAUCAUAUAUAACAUGUAAGAAUAAAUUAGGUGUCACA